CCCAUGUACCGUACGACGACGAGAGCCACCUAGCGGCCGAAAAAACAACCAGAAGGAGAAGACGAGAAGACAACAAGCGACCUGAUCCGAGGAAACGCACGCUCGACCAGAUACUAAUUUAUUUACUUCAUCUACAGAUUUAUUCGGAAUGUCGGCCCCCUAUCCAGUAGACCCUAACAAAUCUGGUGCUGCCAAUACUGGCUGGGCAGUACCUGGUGGCCCUGCUGGCUACCCUGCUCAACCUGGGUAUCCCGCUCAACCCGGAGGAUACCCAGCUCAACCCGGAGGAUACCCAGCUCAGCCCGCUGGUUAUCCUGCACAGCCUGGGUAUCCUGCACAGCCUGGAUAUCCUGCACAGCCUGGAUACCCUGCACAGCCUGGCUACCCUCCUCAGCCUGCUGCAGCCUUCCCUCCACAACCUCCUCCUUACUCUGCCCAGCCCAGCCCUUACACCCAGCCAGCUUAUAAUGUCAGUGGAGGAGGUAUGCCCAUCCAAGAUGGAGCAGGGUUGCCCAAGGACGACGUGCUGCCUGAACAGUUCGGGGGAUCUUUCUCCGACAAAGCCAUCCGCCAUGCUUUCAUUCGUAAAGUCUAUCUCAUCCUGAUGGUGCAGUUACUGGUCACACUUGGCAUUGUCUCACUUUUCACAUUCCACUCUGGUGUAAAACGGUUUGUGCGCCAAAACAUAUGGGUGUACUUCCUCUCUUACGGUGUGUUCCUCGUAACCUACAUAACACUGGUGUGCUGUUCCGGGGUGCGUCGGCGAUGGCCUGGAAACUUUAUCAUGCUUGGCAUUUUCACUUUGUCCUUGAGUUAUAUGACAGGCACCAUCGCUUCCACGUAUGACACCGACAUUGUCAUUAUGACUGUGGGCAUCACUUGUGCGAUCUGCUUCUUGAUUACACUCUUUGCUACACAGACCAAGUAUGAUUUCACAGGGUGUGGUAUCUAUCUGUUCGUGGCAUCCAUGGUGCUGUUCAUUUUUGGAAUUAUUGCCAUCUUCACCUACAGCAAGAUUAUGCAUACCAUCUAUUCAGCUGGUAUUGCACUGCUGUUUUCCAUGUACCUAGUGUAUGAUACGCAGAUGGUGGUUGGUGGCCGAAAGCACCAGAUUUCACCAGAAGAGCAUAUCUAUGGUGCGCUGACACUCUACCUCGACAUUGUUUACAUCUUCAUCAGUCUGCUUUCACUAUUUGGAAACAAGAAUUAAGAGGUCCAGUACUGUCCCUGAAACAUGGAGCGUUACUCUGGAGAUGAUCCCAUUUUAGUGCGGAGGAAACUUUGUAGAGUCAAAGUUGUUAUUUUCAUCCAGGCAUUUUUUUGCCAAAUCUUUCAUUUAUCCUACUAAAUAAAUAUAAAUAACUGUCUCUCUUAAAUAUAUUGCCACUUUUAUGAAGAAGCAAAUGAAAAUAGAAGACCUUUUACCUGAUGCAUUGAUGUAAGGAACUUUGCUGAUUAACACAUUCUACUCGGGUUUUGUUGGGGUUCAAGGGAAGAGGGAAGAAGAUACCUUCCAUGUAAAUACUUUUGUAUUCUAUGAUUAUAAAUAUCUAAUAUUCACAAUUAUACUUUCAUUUUUUUUUUCAGUUAUAGAAAAUCUUGUUUCAUAUUUCAUACAAAUCUGUUAAAGAAAAAUAGUAAACAUUAUAAUGCUUAAUGCCUAUAACAGAUUUCUUAUUUUUUGUAUGUGAAAUAAAAACAUAAUCUCAUGAAGACACUUGUUGACAUCUAACAGUGACACACGCACACGCAUACGCACACGCACACGCGCGCACACACACACACACACACACACACACACACACACACACACACACACACACACACACACACACACACACACACACAC
Molecule: messenger RNA, 1849 nt
Organism: Penaeus chinensis
Lineage: Eukaryota; Metazoa; Arthropoda; Malacostraca; Decapoda; Penaeidae
Product: protein lifeguard 3-like
Exons: 6
Coding region: 149-1210 (353 amino acids)
Biological process (GO): negative regulation of apoptotic signaling pathway
Cellular component (GO): endoplasmic reticulum; Golgi apparatus; membrane
Source: RefSeq, a predicted model, not a curated record